AUGAAGAAGACUCAUACGUCCCAGAUAGAGGUGAUCCCCUGCAAGAUCUGCGGUGACAAAUCCUCGGGGAUCCACUACGGGGUCAUCACCUGUGAAGGCUGCAAGGGUUUCUUCCGGCGCAGCCAGCAAGGGAACGUGACCUACUCCUGCACCCGGCAGCAGAACUGCCAGAUCGACCGCACCAGCCGCAACCGGUGCCAGCACUGCCGCCUGCAGAAAUGCCUCAGCCUGGGCAUGUCCCGGGACGCCGUCAAAUUUGGCCGCAUGUCCAAGAAGCAGCGGGACAGCCUCCACGCCGAGGUCCAGAAGCAGCUGCAGCAGCAGGCCCAGGGGGGCGAGGUGGGGGCUUCGGCCUACUCCCUGGGCGUCGCCAACGGGCAGCUGAAGCUGGCCCCCUCCCCUGACCUGCGGGAGGCCUCGUCCUGCUCCGCUGGCUUGCUGAACGGGCAGGCCCGCCUCAGCCAGUCCCCGGAGGAGACGAUGGCGCUGACCUACGCCAACGGGAUCUCCAAGGGCCAUGGCCUCCUGAGCGAGGACCUGCGGGCGCCCUUCGCCAAGCCGUACGGCGCCGAGCGCAUCAAGGUGGAGAGCCGGGGGAGUGACUACUACGGCCUGGGGAUGCAGGCGUCGACGGAGCUCUCGCGGACGGAGGUCAACGGGGCAAAGCGGCCGGCGGGGGGCGAAGCCGGGAGCGAGAGCCUUGACUUCUACACGACCCCCAGCUUCACCAGCCUCCUGGAGUCUCCCAACUCGUCCCUGACUGAAAUUGAGCAUCUCACCCAGAAUGUCCUCAAGUCCUACCGGGAGACCUGCCAGUUGCGUUUGGAGGACCUCCACCUGCGGCGCUGGGAAAUGUUCACGCGGGAAGAAGUCGGGAGCUACCAGAAAAAGUCUAUGGAGGAGAUGUGGGAGCGCUGCGCCUGCCGCAUCACCGAGGCCAUCCAGUACGUGGUGGAGUUCGCGAAGCGGAUGGGCAGCUUCAUGGACCUGUGCCAAAACGAUCAAAUCAUCCUUCUCAAAGCGGGUGCCAUGGAAGUGGUUUUGGUGAGAAUGUGCCGUGCCUUCAAUUCUGAGAACCGGACAGUCUUCUUCGAAGGCAAAUUCGCGGGCCCGGAGCUCUUCAAAUCCCUUGGAUGCAAUGAAUUGAUCAACUCCAUUUUCGACUUUGCCGGCAGUCUUUGUUCUCUGCACUUCUCCGAGAACGAAAUCGCCCUUUUCACGGCGCUGGUGCUCAUUAACUCAAAUCGUCCCUGGUUGCAGGAGAAGAGCAAAGUGGAGAGGCUACAAAACAACCUUGAACUGGCCUUUAAGCACAUGUUGCGGAAGAACCACCGGGAAAGCAUCUUGGCCAAGCUGCCGCCGAAAGCCAAGCUCCGGAACCUCUGCUACCAGCACGUGGAGAAGCUGCGCUCUUUCCGCCAGAUGUACCCGGUCAUCGUCCACGCCGUCUUCCCCCCGCUCUACAAAGAGCUGUUCGGCUCAGACUGCGACCCGCCUCAAGGGACGGCAGGGGAGUAACC
This is a messenger RNA of Euleptes europaea (tarantolino), 1520 nucleotides long. It is a transcript of the gene RORC, whose product is annotated as RAR related orphan receptor C. Lineage: Eukaryota; Metazoa; Chordata; Lepidosauria; Squamata; Sphaerodactylidae. The coding region runs from base 1 to 1518 and encodes 505 amino acids. Gene Ontology annotation, cellular component: nucleus. The record is from RefSeq and is a predicted model, not a curated record. Gene Ontology annotation, biological process: regulation of transcription by RNA polymerase II. The transcript is spliced from 10 exons. Gene Ontology annotation, molecular function: zinc ion binding; nuclear receptor activity; RNA polymerase II cis-regulatory region sequence-specific DNA binding.